Molecule: messenger RNA, 1571 nt
Organism: Pelodiscus sinensis (Chinese soft-shelled turtle)
Lineage: Eukaryota; Metazoa; Chordata; Testudines; Trionychidae
Source: RefSeq, a predicted model, not a curated record
CCUCCCAGGUCCCUGGGACGCUGGAAGCGGGUCCGAUGUAUUUUGCCGAGAUCCAGUGGGCUCUGCUGGACCCCGCACCGAGGCCCGUUUACAGAGACAUGGUUCCGGAGAACUACGGGACGCUCCUUUCUCGGGAUGGCGGGAUGACGAACCCAACCAGGCAGCAGGGAGGCCCCCCGCCGGCACCAUCCCACGGGACAUUACCAGGGCUUAGAGCCGACGGGAACGUCUACCCCACCCCAGGCCAUACGGCCGCCUGCCAGAGCCAGGUCCGGCCAGCGGGGAAGCCAUGGAGCAAAACGGCAGGCGAGAGCGGGGGCUUGAAGAAACCCAAAGAAGGCGCCGCCGCCCUGCAGCGUAUCCUGGCUCCGCAUCUCCCCCAGCCAGCGGGGAGCCAGCCCGUGUGCACCCAGUGUGGGGGGAGUUUCGGCCAAAGCGGGCGCCCUGCCCAGCUGCCCCCCCAGCCGCGGGUGCCGGCGGCGGAGAGGUUCCAUCAGUGCCCCGACUGCGGGAAGGGCUUCUCCGUGAGCUCCCACUUGACCAUCCACCGGCGGGUCCACACGGGGGAGAAGCCCUACCGGUGCGGGGAGUGCGGCAAGAGCUUCAGCCAGAGCUCCACCCUGGUGCUGCACCGGCGCACCCACACCGGCGAGAAGCCCUACCAGUGCCCCGAGUGCGGGCGCAGCUUCGCUGUCAGCUCCCACCUGGCCAAGCACCAGCGCACCCACACCGGGGAGAAGCCCUACCAGUGCCACCAGUGUGGGAAGCAGUUUAGCCAGAGCUCCACCCUCAACCUCCACCAGCGGACCCACACCGGGGAGCGGCCGUACCGCUGUGCCGAGUGCGGCCGGGGCUUCUCCGUCAGCUCCCACCUCACCAUCCACCGGCGGAUCCACACGGGGGAAAAGCCCUACCGCUGCGGCGAGUGUGGGAAGAGCUUCCGGCAGCGCUCGGGCCUCAUCACUCACCAGAGGAGCCAUGCGGUGCAGAGACCCUACAAAUAAAGUGGGUGCUGGUCCCUUUAAGAGGAGGCGGGGCCAGCAGCAGCUGGGCCAGCUUGGUUGUCAGUCACAUGCUCUGGGCGUGGCUACAGUGAAGCCUACCCACUCUCUCUUAAAGGGGCUGCAGACCCUAUCACCGGCCCAGUGUUGCCAAACAUUGUGCGGGGGGGAGGGGGUUGUUUUUAGAACAGGCCGGCCUACAGGAUAAGGCACUGAGCUGGCUUUCAGGAGACCUGGGUUCUCUUCCUAGCCCUGCCCUGCUGCAAGUCAUGUCCCCUUUCCGUGCCUCAGUUUCCCCCAUCUGCAAAGGUAUUGAUCCUAAAGUGCUUUGAGACCUGCUGAUGAAAAGCACUCGGUAUCAUUAUUCAUUGUUUUUUGUCUGGAAAAUUGGGUUUCUGAUCCAAUAAAAUGUGUCUGGUUCCUGCAGAAAAUGUAAAGUUUUCUCGCAGAAAAAAUCACCGUCAAAACCUGAGUUUUUUCUGAUUUGAAAUGCUGCCCCACUGCUUCAUGAAAACUGUAGUGCAAUUUUUCUCCUCAUUCUCCAUUCUAGGCGGAGCUCCUUAGUUGGAC